This is a messenger RNA of Neltuma alba, 736 nucleotides long. RefSeq lists its product as uncharacterized. The transcript has a single exon. The record is from RefSeq and is a predicted model, not a curated record. Bases 74 to 547 code for a protein of 157 amino acids. NCBI's taxonomy places the organism in Eukaryota, Viridiplantae, Streptophyta, Magnoliopsida, Fabales, Fabaceae.
UGUUGUUCUUUGUCCAUGGUUGCAGUCUGGGAAAGUGUACAUUCAGAGGAGUGACACUUCAACCUUACCUUCAAUGUCUGAACAAAAGCUGCAAAUGAAUCAUGAAGGCACAUCAACACAGGUAAAGCUCAAUUCGCCAUUAAGGGCACCUCUGAACCUUUUCGAUGAAACAAGCUUAGAUUUGAAGCUUGUUUCAUCCUCAAUGCCAUCAAGUAAUAAUUACCAAAGCGUAUGUACUCUUGACAAAGUGAAAUCAGCACUUGAGAGAGCAGAGAAAGAGCCAAUCAAGAAGCGAAAUCCUGUCUGGAAACCAUGUUCAUCAUCACCAUCACCUUCGUCAUAUUCAUCUUCAUCCUCUUCCAUGAGAGAAACUCAGGAAGAAGAAAGUGAGGAGAAAUUGAUGUCAUCACCAAUGGCAGCUGGAUGCCCUGGAUGUUUGUCAUAUGUGCUGAUCACGAAGAACAAUCCCAAAUGUCCAAGGUGUAAGUCGGUUGUUCCUUUCCCAUUGAUGAAGAAACCUAGGAUUGACCUCAACAUAUCAAUCUAAGAGAUUGAGGAUAUAUAAUGAUAGCAUCUGGAAAAAUUUCUGUCGAUUCUGUAAAUGAUAGAUAAAAUUAGCAAGGUCGUUGAAGGAUAGGAUUAUUUGAUUAAGAUAUGUUGGCCAGGUUUAUGUAUAUUGCAAAUGGAUUGCGGUUUUCUUAGCGAAGCUAAUAGAAUAUUUUAUACUUCCUGUAUA